UUUCGCGACUACCAUCCAGAGAAAUUUUCCGGCCAGGGAGAUCCCCGAAUUGUGAACGAAUGGGUCCAGGGCCUUGAAACGAUUUUCGAGGUCAUGGACUGUCCCGACCGUUAUCGCAUUCUAUCUGCACAGAUUCAAUUAACGGGCGACGCACGUCUCUGGUGGAAUGCCUACAGGGGAAUGCGUCCCGGCGAAAAGGAAGGUUGUACGUGGGACAAGUUCAAGGAGUUGAUUCGCGAGAAAUAUUAUCCCGCGUACUAUCGAGCAGAACUGGAGCGUCAAUUUCUGGCGCUCAAACAGGGUACUCGUUCAGUAGAAGAGUACGAGCGAGAAUUCACUCGACUUGGAGCCUUUGUUCCCAAUCUGGUGAGCAUAAAGGCAAAGAGAUCGAGAUGUUUCACUGGCGGGCUUUUACCAGCAGUCCAUCAUAACAUUGUAGGUCACAGCUUCCAGACCUAUGCCCAUACUGUCAACAUAGCCCAGGAGGUUAACGCAAGUAUUCAGAGGGAGGCCAACCACGAUCGUCUUCAGCCAUUUGCCUCUGCCAUUCAUCCUCAGCCCCAUCAGUUCAACCAGCUGCUGCCCAACAACCGAAGGACAAAAAGAGAAAGGGGAAAGGCUUCCAGACUGACAGGAGGAUCCGUCCGAGACAACCAGGUGCAGCCAAACCGCAGCAAAUUCCACCAUUCACUACUU
Striga hermonthica is the source of this 696-nucleotide messenger RNA. NCBI's taxonomy places the organism in Eukaryota, Viridiplantae, Streptophyta, Magnoliopsida, Lamiales, Orobanchaceae. The record is from the annotation of a GenBank genome assembly.